Messenger RNA from Daktulosphaira vitifoliae (grape phylloxera), 1728 nucleotides. Its product is annotated as general transcription factor II-I repeat domain-containing protein 2-like. Gene Ontology annotation, molecular function: protein dimerization activity. The record is from RefSeq and is a predicted model, not a curated record. NCBI's taxonomy places the organism in Eukaryota, Metazoa, Arthropoda, Insecta, Hemiptera, Phylloxeridae. The transcript is spliced from 3 exons. Bases 1 to 1728 code for a protein of 575 amino acids.
AUGUAUACACAAAAAUCAGUAUGGAAUAUGCUAAGAAUGAAAAGAAAAACAUGGAUUGGAUACAUAAUAAAGAAUAGUCCUUGGAUAACCACAAUAAUAGAGGGAAAAGUUGAAAGAAAACCUGGAAGAGGAAAGUCUAGAACUCCAUUUUCAAAAGGCAUNCGUCGUGAAUCCGUGGCUGUUUAUAAGGAAUUUAAUAUUCAGAGGCAUUAUGAAACCAAACACAAAUCAAAAUAUGAAAGUAUUAAAGAUAAGGCUCGCGAAUCUAAAUUGGAGUUAUUAAAAAAAAAAUUCGCGGACGAGACAAGCGCUGUCAAAAGUAUGUUUUCGCGACAAGUAAAAGGAAAGGACGAUAUCGUUACAGCAAGUUAUAAGAUUGCAAAUCUUAUUGCGAAAGAUCAACAAGCGCUUAAUAGUGGCGAGUUUAUUAAAAAGUGCAUCAUCGCAGCUAUUGAAGAAAUCGCUCCUGAGAAAUGCUCUGCAUUCAAAGAAAUAAGUCUAUCUCGGCCCACCAUUACUCGUCGCAUAGAAGACAUUGGUAAAAAUUUACAAGAUCAGUUGCAAACAAAAGCAGAACAGUUUUCUUUUUUUUCCUUGGCUUUGGACGAAAGCACGGACAAUCGUGAUACAGCGCAAUUACUCAUUUUUGUGCGGGGAAUAGAUCGAGAAUUUACAAUAACUGAAGAGCUUGCAUCUUUACAGAGCAUGAAAGACCGCACAUCUGCAGAUGACCUUUUUGAAGAAGUUUUGCAGUGCAUAACAAAGUUGAAUUUAAAUUGGAAAAAUCUUUGCGGACUAACAACAGAUGGUGCACCAAGCAUGAUUGGUUCAAAAAAUGGAUUAGUCACAAAAAUUUUGCAUCAAAUGGCCACUCAAAAUUUAGAACAGCCAUUGCCUGUUCAUUGCAUUAUUCAUCAGCAGGCGUUAUGUUGCAAAGUACUCGAAAUGGACCACGUCAUGAAUGUUGUUAGAGACAUUGUGAACUUUAUUCGUUCCCGUGGCUUGAAUCAUCGGCAAUUCCAAGCAUUUUUGGAAGAAGUCGGUAGUGAAUUUUCCGAUGUUCUUUACCACAACCAGAUACGUUGGUUAAGCCGAGCCCAAGUAUUAUCACGCUUUUUUAAUCUUCUUGCUGAGAUAGAGAUUUUUAUGACGAAGAAAGGAAAAAUAUUCGUUCAACUUUCUGAUUCAUUGUGGCUUUGGGACUUAGCCUUUUUGACCGACAUAUCUAGUCACUGCAAUGAUUUAAAUUUAAAACUACAGACACAGGUAAAAUUUGUAGACUUGUUGGAAAAAUUAAAAACGGAUUUUCAUACACGGUUUAAAAAACUUAAAGAACAAAGUAUGUUGUUUCGAUUGAUUGAAAAUCCUUUUCAGAUGGAUGAAGCUGUAGUUCAGGAAAAUUUUCAAAUGGAAAUAAUAGAACUGAAAACUAAUACUUUACAGAAGGACUUGUACGAAGAAAAUCGAAAGAAUUUACCAAACUUUUACAAAAAUCUUGACGACGAAAAUUUUCCUGAAUUAAAAAAACUGGCUCAACGUGUUUUUUCAAUGUUUGGAUCGACAUAUCUGUGUGAACAAACAUUUUCAAGGAUGAAAUGUAUCAAAAGCAAAGAAAGAUCUCGCCUUACAGAUGAUCAUCUUCAUUACUUACUAAGGGCUGCCACUACAAAAUUUGAACCUGAUAUCAAGAAGUUGGCGCUACAAAAACAACCUCAAGUUUCACACUGA